Magnolia sinica is the source of this 1573-nucleotide messenger RNA. RefSeq lists its product as uncharacterized. Gene Ontology annotation, molecular function: pyridoxal phosphate binding; L-kynurenine:2-oxoglutarate transaminase activity. Gene Ontology annotation, biological process: biosynthetic process. Bases 19 to 1239 code for a protein of 406 amino acids. NCBI's taxonomy places the organism in Eukaryota, Viridiplantae, Streptophyta, Magnoliopsida, Magnoliales, Magnoliaceae. The transcript has 9 exons. Gene Ontology annotation, cellular component: cytoplasm. The record is from RefSeq and is a predicted model, not a curated record.
GGAGAGAGUGCGAGAGGAAUGGAGAGGAAGCUUUCUAGGGUUGCCAGGACACUCAAACCCUCCCCAAUUCAAGAGCUAUCCCAUCUCGCCCAGCGAUGUGACGCAAUCAAUCUCGCCGAAGGAUUUCCGGACUUCCCUGCUCCUCCGCAGAUCAAAGAAGCCGCCAUUUCUGCCAUUAAUUCUGACUUCAAUCAGUACAGACAUGUGCAGGGCAUUUGCGACUGCUUGGAAAAGUUGAUGAAACAGAAGUGUGGUUUGGAUAUAAACCCUCUUAUGGAUAUUGCUAUUUGCUGUGGUCAGACUGAGGCAUUUGCUGCAGCUGUGUUUGCAACAAUCAAUCAAGGUGAUGAAGUCUUGCUAUUUGAUCCUGCAUAUGAAACAUAUGAAACUUGUAUCCUUAUGGCUGGAGGAACCCCUGUGUAUGUUGCAUUGGAUCCCCCUCUCUGGAGUUUGGAUCUAGGUAAAUUGAUGAAGGCUUUCACAGUCCGAACAAAAGCUGUAGUUCUGAACAGUCCUCACAAUCCAACUGGGAAAGUUUUCUCUAAGCAUGAGCUUGAAGCUAUUGCUGAAGCUUGCCGCAACAUGGAUUGCAUAGCUAUAACAGAUGAAGUAUACGAGUAUAUAACAUAUGACAUGGAAAAACAUUCAUCACUGGCCUCACUUCCAGGAAUGCAAGAACGGACCAUUAUAACAUCAUCCUUGUCUAAGACUUUUAGCGUUACAGGUUGGAGGAUUGGAUGGGCAAUUGCUCCGCCAGUUAUUGCAUCUGCAAUAAGAAACAUUCACAUUAAAAUCACAGACUCAGCUCCUGCACCUUUCCAGGAGGCUGCAUUAACUGCUUUGAGAAGCCCAGCAGCAUAUUUUGAGUCCUUGAGAACAGAUUAUGAGUCUAAGAGAGACUACAUUGUCAAGAAGCUGGCUGAGUUUAGUUUCCAGAUUGAUUUCAAGCCGCAGGGUGCAUUUUUUGUAUUUGCAAAGCUUCCCGAUAAGUGCCUACUUUCUGAUGUAGAUUUCACUGCAGAGUUAAUAAAGAAAGCAGGGGUGGCGGCUGUACCGGGACGUGGGUUUUUUCAUAUGGAGGCCACUUCAAUCCCAUUGAGGGAACUAUCCCUGGGUGGUCAGAAUUACCAGGAAAGAUACAUUCGGUUUGCUUUCUGCAAGAGCAAUGCUACACUUAGUGCUGCUGCACAAAAGAUGGGAGAUCUUGUGGAUGGCAAGGGAUGUCUAAAACUCGGUUGAUAUUCGCGAAAAGGGGCUCAGAUGAGAACUAUGCAAUUCUUCCGCUGAAAUUGGUAAACUACCUUUCUGGUUUUCAGUCUGUAUGACGGUCCAGCUGUGGAUGGCCCUCACACCAAAAAACUCCCAGAUGGAAGAAUCUUAGCCCUUCAAUCGGUGGCCAAAAAAAACAAAACAAAACUGGGGGGCCAUGAAAGCCACGGAUACUAUUAUUUAUUGUAUUCAGCUUUGAUAGUUACUACUAUUCGUGGGUUGGAAAAUGUAAUGAAUGAUGUUAUGAUCUAGUCGGCUGAUCCAAACGGAGUGUUCAAAUGGAAAUUACAGUAAUUUCCCUCUA